This is a messenger RNA of Aplosporella prunicola CBS 121167, 3145 nucleotides long. RefSeq lists its product as uncharacterized. The record is from RefSeq and is a predicted model, not a curated record. Gene Ontology annotation, biological process: mRNA splicing, via spliceosome. Gene Ontology annotation, molecular function: mRNA binding. The coding region runs from base 227 to 2743 and encodes 838 amino acids. The transcript is spliced from 2 exons. Gene Ontology annotation, cellular component: cytoplasmic stress granule. Lineage: Eukaryota; Fungi; Ascomycota; Dothideomycetes; Botryosphaeriales; Aplosporellaceae.
GGCCUCACGCUCCUUAAACCUGCCCCCCGUCGCCCGACCCUCUUACCGCCCGCUGCGAUAGGGGUCAGCGAGUCAGGCCUUCUCGGAUAUUCCCUUCUGUCCUUUCCGUGUCCUAAUAAUUCCCCCAGUCCGGGCCGCGACGCACCGGACGCUCUAAUACAUCACGACGGCGCUCCUGUCUCCCAGUGCGCGGGACGGCUUUGUCCUGCCACCACAUCUUCUGGCCAUGCAACCCCAAGACUCGGCCCCCGCUGGCCCCGGCGCGCGUAUGAGCUCCUCCUUCUCAAAACCACCCCAUCUCAACGGCGACUCGACCGGCUUCUCGCACGGUGCCUUCCACUCGAACCAACCCUCCAUCACCGGCUACGGCGAUCGUCACCCUCAGCGCAACCUGCCCAACAUCUCCACCGCCAGACUGGGCUCCCUCAACGCCAACCAAGCCCAAGCCGACAUGCAGACGCCCGGCACCGCCUUCGACAUGAACUUCACCCCGCUGCUGCCCUCGCAGCUGCUGCUGGGCAGUCCUUUCCAGCCUGGCUCGCCCAACGCCUUCGGCUCGCCGCAGUUCCAGAGCUUCUCGACCUUCCAGGGCUCGCAGCAGCAGAGCCAGCCGCCGCCCAUGGGCAGUCCCAUCCAGCAGCCCCUGUCUCCCCAGCUCUACCAGAGCAUGAUGUCGCCCACCGGCCUCAACGCCCCGUCCUUCUUCGCUGGGCCCCAGUCGCCCACGGCCGGCUUCUCCAGCCUCGCCAGCCCGCCUCUGGGUGGUUUGGGCGCGCCGAUGCAUAUGGCCCCUGGCCUCGUCUCGGGCACGAGCAGGACCGUCUACCUGGGCAACAUCCCGCCCGAGACGUCGGCGGAGGAGAUACUCGGACACGUGCGCAGCGGCCAGAUCGAGUCGGUCAGGCUGCUGCCCGACAAGAACUGCGCCUUCAUCUCCUUCCUUGACAGCAGCUCGGCCACGCACUUCCACUCGGAUGCCAUUCUGAAGAAGCUGUCGAUCCGCGGCCAGGACAUCAAGGUCGGCUGGGGCAAGCCGUCGCAGGUGCCCACGUCGGUCGCCCUGGCCGUCCAGCAGUCGGGCGCCUCGCGCAACGUCUACCUGGGCAACCUGUCCGAAGACGUCACCGAGGACGAGCUGCGCGAGGACCUGGGCAAGUUCGGCCCCAUCGACACGGUCAAGAUUGUGCGCGAAAAGGCCAUUGGCUUCGUCCACUUCCUGUCCAUCGGCAAUGCCAUCAAGGCCGUCGCCCAGCUGCCCCAGGAGCCCAAGUGGCAGGCCCCGCGCCGUGUCUACUACGGCAAGGACCGGUGCGCAUACGUCUCCAAGACGCAGCAGCAGAACGCGGCGCAGUACCUGGGCAUCGCGCCCGGCUAUGCGCACGUCCUCAACGGCGCCGACAGGGAUCUCAUCUCCAACGCCCUGGCCCAGCAGUCGGUGGCUGCUGCGGCCGUCGCGACGUCGGCCGGCGGCGCCAACAACCUUGGCAACCGCACCGUCUACCUGGGCAACAUCCACCCGGAGACGACCAUUGAGGAGAUUUGCAAUGUCGUCAGGGGCGGUCUGCUUCACCACAUCCGCUACAUCCCCGACAAGCACAUCUGCUUCGUGACCUUCAUCGAUCCCACGUCGGCCGCGUCCUUCUAUGCCCUCAGCAACCUUCAGGGUCUGAUGAUCCACAACCGCCGCCUGAAGAUUGGCUGGGGCAAGCACUCGGGCGCGCUGCCACCUGCCAUCGCUCUCGCCGUCAGCGGCGGCGCCUCGCGUAACGUCUACAUUGGCAACCUCGACGAGUCGUGGACCGAGGAGCGUCUCCGCCAGGACUUUGCCGAGUACGGUGAGAUUGAGCUGGUUAACACGCUGCGCGAGAAGAGCUGCGCGUUUGUCAACUUCACCAACAUUGCCAAUGCCAUCAAGGCCAUCGAGGCCGUGCGCGGCCGCGAUGAGUACAAGCGCUUCAAGGUCAACUUCGGCAAGGACAGGUGCGGCAACCCGCCGCGACAGGUCAACAGCAACAGCGGCAACAACCAGCAGAACCAGCAGAACGGCAUGCAGGAUGGUCUGACCUCGCCAUCGCCGCUCAAUGGCCUGCCGAACAGGGCACAGAACAUCUCGCCCGCCGGCUCCAACGGCCCCGGCGGCCCGGGUAACGGUGGCUUCGGUGCUCUUCAGGCUCCGACCAACAUCCUUUACCAGAGCUCCAACAACCCGUUGAUGCUGUACCUGCAGGCUCAGCAGCAGCAGCAGCAGCAACAACAACAGCAGCAGCAACAGCAGCAACAGCAACAGCAGCAGCAGCAGUACCAGCAACAGAGCCAGCAGCAGAGCCAGGGUUUCCCUAGCACGCAGGCCGCCUUCUACGCCGCCGACAACACCAACAGCUCGAGCGGCAGCGGUCUGCCGACGCACUCGCACCAUGGUCCGAGCAGCAGCUUUAGCCUCACCAACGGCAGCACCGGUGGCUCGAGCGGAAGCACCGGCCCCACGACCAUCGGUGGUCUGCUCGCACCUUCGAGCCUGGGCCGCUCUGCGCAGCACGCGCGCGCCGUUAGUCUGCCCGUCUUCUCGCAGGGGCCCUUCGGUCAGCCCAGCAGCGCCACGAGCCAGGGCCAAAGCCAGAACUUUGGCAGCCUGGCUAGCGGCCUGGGCGGCUUCGGCGCCGGCAACGGCUUUGGCCUCGCCAUCCAGGACGGCGGCCACGGCGGCCUCCCCGGCUGGGCGGAGGAGGAGGCGGGCGCUCAGUAGAGGGUUCGUUUUCAAUUCUAUUCGCAUUUCACACGUAGGGCAAAGAGGAUACCGCGGGAAAUUUCUAAUGCGAAGAUGACGAGCGUCGGGAAAUUGGUCCGACGCAACGGCGGCUUGAUCGCCGCCUACCUUUCUCCUCCUUUUCUUUCUGUUUUCCAUUUUUACGCAUCAUUUUGGCUUCUUCACCUUGCAAUCUGGCUUCAUCUGUUUAUAGUUUGUUCGUCUUUUUUUGUUUUUUAUUUUCACGCCUGAGUACCCCGAUUUGAACAACAACGCAAGAAGAACCACACCAGUUUGCACCCCCUCUGUACUCCAUUGUAUUACUUUGUUCGUUUACUUGGAUACCGGUGGCCCCCUGUUGUGUUUGUUGUCGCAUUGAUCACGACGUUCUUUUUUCUGCAU